AUGAGGGCUCUACAUAUUAUUUUCGUUAUAAUGGCUUUUAAGGUCAUGGCUUCGAAUACAAAAAUACAAAAAAGUUUGUACGAGAAAAUACCACUUCAAUUAAGGAGUAAGUCCUCGCAAUACAAUUUUAUACUAAAAAAAUCUAUUUUGGAAUAUGUGCCUAUGAUUGCUUUCAACGCUUACAAUAUGUUGGAUGCUGAAGAACGAGAGAAAGUUGCGGUAGUCGCCAAGGAUUUCCAAAGUACAAAAGACGUAAACGGAUUUUUCCAAGAAGUGGUUGCGAUUUCUCCACAAUUUGCAAAGCAGAUCAUCUACUUGCAUCAUAUCAGAGGUCUUGCAAUUGCCUCUGAGAUAGAUGAGGAAAAGAAAGAGAAAACACGUCUAGCUGCUGAUACUGCAUUCAACUUAGGAGUUGCUUUUCUUAGUGGAGAUAAAGCUUAUCAAGAAGAAGCCGAAGCAGAAGCGGAUAAGUACAAGAUCUAA
Auanema sp. JU1783 is the source of this 483-nucleotide messenger RNA. NCBI's taxonomy places the organism in Eukaryota, Metazoa, Nematoda, Chromadorea, Rhabditida, Rhabditidae. The record is from the annotation of a GenBank genome assembly.